Messenger RNA from Ornithorhynchus anatinus (platypus), 5489 nucleotides. It is a transcript of the gene XPO5, whose product is annotated as exportin 5. Bases 146 to 3742 code for a protein of 1198 amino acids. NCBI's taxonomy places the organism in Eukaryota, Metazoa, Chordata, Mammalia, Monotremata, Ornithorhynchidae. Gene Ontology annotation, biological process: protein export from nucleus; RNA export from nucleus. Gene Ontology annotation, molecular function: nuclear export signal receptor activity; small GTPase binding; RNA binding. Gene Ontology annotation, cellular component: cytoplasm; RNA nuclear export complex; nucleus. The transcript is spliced from 32 exons. The record is from RefSeq and is a predicted model, not a curated record.
CGGCGGGGUCUUGCGCGUGCGCAGGGGCCAUCGCCCCUUUUCUGCCCCGUCCCUCGCCGGUGUCUCCCCCGCAGCUCCUCUUCCUCGUCUCCUCCGGCCCUCGUCGCCCGCCUCGGUUGCAGCCCGGUUGUCCCCGGAUCCCGCCAUGUCGACGGAGCAGGUGAACGGCCUGUGCGAGCAGCUGGUGAAGGCGGUGACCGUCAUGAUGGACCCCAACUCCACCCAGCGCUACCGGCUGGAGGCCCUCAAGUUUUGUGAAGAGUUUAAAGAGAAAUGUCCCAUUUGUGUCCCUUGUGGAUUGAAGUUGGCUGAGAAAACCCAAACUGCUAUCGUCAGACACUUUGGUCUUCAGAUCCUGGAACAUGUUGUCAAGUUUCAGUGGAACACUAUGCCUCGCUUAGAAAAGGUUUAUCUGAAGAACAAUGUCAUGGGACUAAUAUCAAAUGGUACGCAGAAUAUCUUGGAAGAGGAGAACCACAUUAAAGAUGUUUUAUCCCGCAUCAUGGUGGAAAUGAUCAAGCGGGAAUGGCCUCAACAUUGGCCUGACAUGCUGAAGGAACUGGACGCACUCUCCAAACAAGGGGAAACUCAGACUGAGCUAGUGAUGUUCAUCCUUUUACGCCUGGCAGAGGACGUGGUGACCUUUCAGAACCUGCCCACUCAGAGGAGAAGGGACAUCCAACAAACACUAACUCAGAACAUGGAAAAUAUCUUCAGCUUUCUGCUCAACACGCUUCAGCAGAAUGUGAACAAGUAUCGACGAAUGAAAACAGACACAUCUCAGGAAACAAAGGCCCAAGCCAAUUGCCGAGUAGGGAUGGCAGCACUCAACACGCUAGCGGGUUACAUCGACUGGGUGGCCCUGAGCCACAUCACAGCUGAUAACUGCAAACUCCUGGAGAUGCUGUGCCUCCUCCUCAACGAGCCCGAGCUCCAAGUGGGAGCAGCCGAGUGUCUCCUCAUCGCCGUCAGCCGAAAAGGCAAGUUAGAAGACCGGAAACCCCUAAUGAUGUUGUUUGGAGAUGUCGCCAUGCAUUAUGUACUCUCUGCUGCACAGAUCGCCGAUGGAGGCGGUCUGGUAGAAAAACACUACGUUUUCUUGAAGAGACUCUGCCAGGUUUUAUGCGCUCUAGGCAGCCAGCUGUGUGCACUGCUGGGCUCAGAUUCUGAAGUGGAAACACCUGCUAACUUAGGGAAAUUCCUUGAAUCAUUUCUUGCCUUUACAACUCAUCCCAGCCAAUUUCUACGCUCAUCCACUCAGAUCACUUGGGGAGCCCUCUUCAGGCAUGAAAUCCUGUCCCGGGACCCCCUGCUGUUAGGAAUGAUCCCCAAAUAUCUCCGAACAUCGAUGACUAACCUGGUGAAGGUUGGCUUUCCCUCCAAAUCAGACAGCCCCAGCUGUGAGUAUUCUCGCUUUGAUUUCGACAGCGAUGAGGACUUCAAUGCCUUCUUCAACUCAUUCCGGGCCCAGCUGGGAGAGGUUAUAAGGUUGGCCUGCCGCCUCGAUCCGAAGACGAGUUUCCAGUUGGCGGGGGAGUGGUUAAAAUACCAACUCACGGCCCCCGUCGAAAUCGGACCCACGAAUUCUAAGACGGGGGAAGGCCUCUGCUCCAUCUUCUCUCCCUCCUUCGUGCAGUGGGACGCCAUGACCGUUUUUUCAGAGAGUGUAAUUAGCCAGAUGUUUCGAACUCUGGAUAAAGAAGAAAUCCCAGUGAAUGAUGGCAUAGAGGUGUUGCAGCAUAUUUUGACCUUUAAUACUAAGGAUCCCCUUAUCCUGUCUUGUGUCCUCACCAACAUCUCGGCACUCUUCCCGUUUAUCACAUAUAGACCAGAGUACCUGCCCCAGGUCCUCUCCAAGCUGUUUACAGCUGUCACUUUUGUAGUCAUUGAAGAAAGUAAGGCCCCCAGAACUCGGGCUGUGAAAAAUGUGAGGAGGCACGCGUGUUCAGCCAUCAUCAAGAUGUGCAGAGACUAUUCCCAGCUCGUGCUGCCCAAUUUUGAGAUGCUGUACAACCACGUGAAACAGCUGCUCUCCAACGAGCUGCUCCUGACGCAGUUGGAGAAGUGCGCCCUGAUGGAGGCCCUGGUCCUCAUCAGCAACCAGUUCAAGAAUUACGAGCGGCAGAAAGCUUUCCUGGAGGAGCUGGUGUCACCUGUUGCCAACCUCUGGCUUUCUGAGGAGAUGCAAAGAGUGCUCUCGGACGCCGAAGCGUUCAUCUGCUAUGUAGGUGCUGAUUCCAAAGUCAGCGACCCGAUGUUGGAGGAUUCCAGCGGCCUGAAUCGUUCCCGAUUAAGCUUCUGUGUGCACACCAUCCUGGGAAUCGUGAAGCGGGCCCGCUGGCCCACAGACCUGGAAGAGGCUAAGGCUGGGGGGUUUGUGAUUGGUUAUACCCCCAGCGGCAAUCCAAUCUUCCGGAACCCCUGCACGGAGCAGGUUCUGAAGCUUCUCGACAACUUGCUCACGCUCAUAAGGACUUAUAACAAUUUGUACACACCAGAGAUAGUGGCUAAACUAGGAGAACCUUUCUCAAGAGCACUGGACAUCCUUGAAAUGGAGAAAAAUGCCCUCUUAGGUUUGCCUCAGCCUCUUCUAGAGCUCUAUGAUUCCCCUGUGUACAAAACAGUCUUAGAAAGGAUGCAGACCUUCUUCUGUACUCUUUACGAUAACUGUUUCCACAUCCUGGGAAACGCAGGCCCAUCCAUGCAGCAGGACUUCUACACAGUUAAAGAUCUCGCCACCCAGCUCCUCGGUUCCGUCUUCACCAACCUGAACAACAUUCCUGACUACCGUCUCCGAACCCUGCUCCGGGUUUUCGUCAAGCCUCUGGUGCUGUUCUGUCCCCCGGAGCACUACGAAACACUCAUGUCCCCCAUUCUGGGGCCUCUCUUCACUUACUUACACAUGAGGCUGUACCAGAAAUGGCAGAUCAUCAAUCAGAGGAGUAUGCUGUGUGGUGAGGAAGAGACAGCGGAUGAAAAUCCAGAAUCUCAGGAAAUGCUGGAGGAGCAGCUGGUGAGGCUGCUGACCCGGGAAGUCAUCGAUCUGAUCACUGCUUGCUGUGUGUCCAAGAAAGGAGUGGAACACAACAGUACCACCACUGAUGGAGAUGACGACGAAAUGAUGGCCACAGAAGUAACCCCUCCCUCCUCGGCAGAGCUCACCGACCUCGGCAAAUGUCUGAUGAAGCAUGAGGACGUGUGUACAGCCAUGCUGGUCACUGCCUUCAACUCCCUAUCCUGGAAGGACACCCUGACCUGCCAGAGGACCACCUCCCAGCUCUGCUGGCCUCUGCUCAAACAGGUGCUCUCUGGCACGCUGCUUCCCGAUGCGGUCACGUGGUUCUUCACGAGCGUGCUGAAGGGGCUGCAGAUACACGGACAGCACGACGGCUGCCUGGCCGUCCUCGUCCACCUGGCCUUCCAGAUCUACGAGGCCCUGCGUCCCCGGUACAUGGAAGUGAGGGCGGUGAUGGAGCAGAUCCCAGAAAUACAGAAGGAGGCCCUGGAGCAGUUCGACAGCAAGCUGCUGAACCCCACGCUGCAGAAGGUAGCCGACAAACGCAGGAAGGACCACUUCAAACGCCUCAUCGCCGGCUGCAUCGGGAAACCUUUGGGCGAGAAAUUCCGCAAAGAGGUUCACAUCAAGAACCUUCCGUCCCUCUUCAAGACGACCAAGCCCAUGCUGGAGACGGAAGUGUUGGAGAGCGAGGACGGGAUCCUGACCGCCCUCUUGGAACCCUGAACCAAACGUGCGGACUCCUCCCUCCAAAGCCUCCAUUGUCAUCUCUUCUCUCUGUCCCCUUGUAGCUCUAACCCCUCGGGCCCUCUCCACCACCCUCACUCCCCUGCCCCAGGGGCCCAUCCGUAGAAGGAAGUGCCCCGCAGCAGGGUCUUGAGAGGACGCUAGCUUCUUCCUCUGCUUGGCGGCCAAAGGGAGCAGCAGAAGGCAGCUCCUCUCCCCCCCUCCCCCCCCCCCCCCGUCAGGUGCCGGGGCAGGAGAGGGCCUUCCCGCGGGGCGGGGAGAACUGCCCCUGGGUUGAGAGAUGUAGGGCGUCCACCGUAGCUGUGAUCCUUAGAAGCCAGUCAAGGGCAGCAAGCGUCGGUUGCCAUUAAGCCGGCGGCCCGGGCCUCAUCCCAGCUGCCCAAAAAGCAGGACGGGAGCAGGGAGCUUCUUCAGGAGUACUGGAAACAUCUCCUUUUCUUCCCCCACCCGAUCACCUCACCUCCCCAACCAGCCAAGGACGACGUAACUCAGUCCAGCUACCGUUUCCCGGCCCCCCUCUGAAAAAAACCUCCCCUCCAGCCUCAGGUCCUGUGCAUCCCUGAGAGGAAAUGCAUUCUGAGGAGGGAGUCGGGUCCAAGGGCGGGACAGGGACCCCAACUCACCUUAAUCCAGCCAAUCUCUUCUCUAACCCAUCUGCUCCAGGUGGAAGAGUGGGUAUUCGAGGGGCUGAGCUGAAUUGAUGGAAAUGGGCUCAGGUUCUCCCCAGGGACCGGGCCCCUCCUUCACAAAAGCAGCACCGGGGCGCGUCUAGCCCCAGCCGCCUUUAACUGCUGCCUAAGGAACUUGUACUUUAUACUCCCAAUCCAUGGGUCGGGCUGCUGGAGAGGAUGGUUGUAUUUAUUGUGUUGUGAUAUUUUUUUAAUAUCCUGUGACUUCACACUAGAAAUUUUUUAUUGUUUUUAGAGCCUCUUUUGUAGGAAUGUAAACCCCAAGGCCAUGGUACACCUCUGCAUGUCAGUAAAAACUCAGUUUUCAGACAGAGGGCCCAGCGCUUCCCUUUACUGCUGCUGCCUCGACCCCACCCCCCCAUCCACUCACUCCCGGCCUUGGGAAGCAGAACGGGACAUUUCGGCAACGGCCGAAGAGGUGGGGACGGGGCCCGUUUUCCUCAGCCCAAGAACCUUCUCUGCCUGGAAAGCAACCGCCAGUGUCCACGUGGCACCUUCUGAAGGGGAGAGAGACAAGUUGGGAUGUGAGGGUCCAGAAAGAGAUUCGUUUAUUUUUCCCCCAAUGUGGGGGGUGCCGGCCAGGGGCCUGCUGCUGUUCCAACGGUCCAGUCCGGAGCUGCCCUCCUAGUCCAUCUGAAUCGUAUCCAACUCAUCCAAGAAGCGUCGGCACUUUCCCAUCAGGAUUUUAAUGGCUUCGCUCACCAGCACGUCAGGGGGCAGGACUCCCGUCGACUCCACGGAGACUGAGGCCAAAGCAGACGGAAGUCGGCAUUAGGACGCUCUCGUCUCCCGCGCGUCUCCGUGGUAGAGAUGAGGAAAGGGGCUCGGGGUCACGCGAGACAGGGGCAGGACUGAGACCGGAACCUGGGUUCUCUGCCUCUUCAACUCCUGCUCCUUCCCCUACACGCCCCUCCGUGAAACCUAAAGCCAUGGCCCGGCCCCGGGUUCUCAGAAGGGGCUAUCCGGCCUGUCCUUUUGUGUUAGAUGACUUUCUGAAGAACCUCAUGUUAUGAGAAAAAUAAAAUUAUAGUAACCAA